This is a messenger RNA of Nanorana parkeri, 734 nucleotides long. RefSeq names its product CTD nuclear envelope phosphatase 1 (gene CTDNEP1). Lineage: Eukaryota; Metazoa; Chordata; Amphibia; Anura; Dicroglossidae. The transcript has 8 exons. Gene Ontology annotation, molecular function: protein serine/threonine phosphatase activity. The record is from RefSeq and is a predicted model, not a curated record. The coding region runs from base 122 to 712 and encodes 196 amino acids.
GGGUAUGCGCAGGCGCAGUGGGUGUCCCCUGUAUGAGCGGAAGUGACGCGGAGCGCCCAGCCAUGGCGGCUGUCAGAGAUCUUCUGAGCGGUUGUGUGUCCGGGAUGUGAGAGCCGGAAACAUGAUGCGGGCACCGGGGCUGCUCGGCCUGCGAGGGUUCGUGGCGUUCGCGGCCAAACUAUGGAGCUUCGUGCUGUAUAUGAUGAGGAGGCAGGUCCGCACCGUCAUCCAGUACCAGACGGUGAGAUAUGAUAUUCUGCCUCUGUCUCCGGCCUCCAGGAACCGACUCAACGGGGACAUUCAAUCAUCUUCUUCUGUUGUGUAUCUCCCUGCCCAGGUCAGUCAGUGGUACGAGCUGGUCGUCUUCACAGCCAGUAUGGAGAUAUACGGUUCUGCCGUGGCCGAUAAACUAGAUAAUAACAGAGGAAUCCUACAGAGGCGUUUCUACAGACAGCACUGCACGCUGGAGUUGGGCAGUUACAUCAAAGACCUCUCUGUGGUUCACAAUGAUUUGGCCAGUGUGGUUAUCCUGGACAACUCGCCGGGAGCGUACCGGAGUCACCCAGAUAACGCGAUUCCUAUCAAGUCCUGGUUCAGUGAUCCCAGUGACACCGCCCUCCUCAACCUGCUUCCCAUGCUGGACGCCUUGAGGUUUACAGCCGAUAUCCGCUCUGUCCUAAGCCGUAACCUUCACCAGCAUCGACUGUGGUGACAUUGCGCCCCCGUCAUCCCCC